This is a messenger RNA of Spea bombifrons (plains spadefoot toad), 1200 nucleotides long. RefSeq lists its product as uncharacterized. The record is from RefSeq and is a predicted model, not a curated record. The transcript has 5 exons. Lineage: Eukaryota; Metazoa; Chordata; Amphibia; Anura; Pelobatidae. The coding region runs from base 130 to 1098 and encodes 322 amino acids.
UAAGACCCAAGAACCAAAUCCAGCUCUGACCAGCAGUGUUCAAAAACUCAGCCUUUAAAGCAAAAUCAAGACUAUCCGUUGGCAGUAGUGAAGAAAGACCCUGAUGCUGUUUCUUCGGAUACACUGCAGAUGUCCCCUUCAGCAUGUGCCACACACCCAACAGCAUCCCCAGGCUGCUCCAGUGUAAGACAAGCAUAUCCUGUAAAUAGUGUACUUAGCCUCAGCAACACAUCUCAGUCCUCUGUAUUGAAGUCUACUGAAAGGAUGCAGCUUCCGUCACUCUCACUAGUGUCAACCAAGAAUGAACAAUGCGUGCCAUUGGUUAAGCCAUUGGUUAAGCUAGAGGAAGCUUCAAUAUGUGUUGCAACAAAACCAGUCUCCAAAGAAAAUUGCACAUCCAGUUACACUACAUCUUUGGGAAGGCAAGAUAUACACUGUAAAGACAUUAAUCAUGAAAAAAUAAACAAGGCCCCAGCCACUUCUAUGCCUACUGAGGACAAGGACUUCAGCAAGCUUCCUUUCAAUUCAUAUUCUUCUGUUCAAACGAAGAGUAGCACCUUUUUACUACAUGUGUCACAAAGAUCCCUUUCACAAGGAACCUCCUUACAAGCAUCUGAGGCACCAAGCAAAAGCAGUGCAAACACAAAUAUACAUAACAGCUCAAAGGCAAUAGCUGAAGACAUGAAAAUUGCUGCACUUAAGCAAAUUUUCAAAGAUCGUGCAUUAAGUGUAAGUCCCAUUGGCAGUAUCCAUGAUACUACCCCCAAAGCUUCAACAACCACAUCUGUAUCUAAGUUGAAUCAAGUUCUAAACCUCCAGAAGAAAGCCUGUGCCACUUUGCAUACAAAAGACCUGGCUUCUUCGGAUGCAAGUCCAGUUUCCCCUUUAGGAUGCGUGAGGUCAUCAACCUUUGGUAGUAGCAAGCUUGCUGUGAGUUUAGGAGGCAAAGAUGACACAGCUCUUUCAAAGAUUAUUGCUGAAGCUAUUAAAGCGGCUGCUGAAAAACCAGUCCUUAAAGGAAUUGACCUUAAUAGAGUAGUCCGAAUAUUAAUAGAAAAUGGUGGAAUGAAGUCUGUAAAAAGAGAGAGCCACAAAUAAAAGGACAUCUAUCCCAUAAAAACAAAGCCAAUUGUAUGUUUGAUCUACAAAAGUGUAUGCAGAUUUAUGACAAAAUAAAUAAAUGUUUUUGUUUUAAAGUAA